GGAAGAGGCUGGACCUAAGAUGGCGGCGCCCACGGGUGCCAGGAAGAGCUGCUCAUGUCGGGGAACGGAGCGGUGUGGGGUCGCGUGCGAAGCCGCCUCCGCGCCUUCCCCGAUCGCCUGGCGGCCUGUGGGGCCGAGGCCGCGGCCUACGGCAGGUGCGUGCAGGCGUCCAUGGCCCCGGGCGGCCGCUUGAGAAAGGAUCUGUGCGCGCAGGAGUUCGAGGCCUUACGGAGCUGCUUCGUUGCCGCGGCCAAGAAGACCCUGGCAGGAGGCCGUUAGGAAGAACUGCGAGCUCCACUCCACGUCCCCGGGUGUGUGGUGGUACUGAUGGCUCCGAGGGGCAAAUGUCUAAAACCUCAAAAGCUCUUGGGGCUAAAAGGACUGGAAACACGUUAGGCGAGUGCAGACAGAGGGGAAUGGGUUUUCCAGCCUUGCUCACUUAAGGAUUUGGGGGAGAAUAAGAUGCAGUGAACCCACAAUAAAGACCAGAUCAGAUGCUGCAA
Molecule: messenger RNA, 503 nt
Organism: Balaenoptera ricei (Rice's whale)
Lineage: Eukaryota; Metazoa; Chordata; Mammalia; Artiodactyla; Balaenopteridae
Gene: NDUFAF8
Product: NADH:ubiquinone oxidoreductase complex assembly factor 8
Exons: 3
Coding region: 55-279 (74 amino acids)
Biological process (GO): mitochondrial respiratory chain complex I assembly
Cellular component (GO): mitochondrion
Source: RefSeq, a predicted model, not a curated record